Sclerotinia borealis F-4128 is the source of this 702-nucleotide messenger RNA. Lineage: Eukaryota; Fungi; Ascomycota; Leotiomycetes; Helotiales; Sclerotiniaceae. The record is from the annotation of a GenBank genome assembly.
AUGGCACAACCUGCUCUUCUUCAAGAAGACCUCAAAGCUCUUGAGCAAACUCGUCAGCGUCUCUUACAUUUAACAUCCAAUAUCGCAUCUUUGAAAGCUGAUUUCCAGAGGGGCGCACCUCUACCUGAAUACUCCUCAAUAAUGACAUCCUCAUCUAUCCUAAGCACAAACAUCCAAUCCGUAACCGAUCAUCUCGCCGCCAACAGCGACAUACUCUCUCGCAUUGUCGCAUUCCCCUCUACAAAUUAUCCAGGUCGCACACAAGAGGGGCUUCUUCUACAAUUACUGCGCAAGAAACUAGAGCCACAAGUCGAAGCUUGGGUAGACGAGGGUCGCAAUUUACAGAUAGAUAGUGCUGGAGAAGGAGGUAACCAAGGAGAUAUUGAGGAAACAUGGAAAUGGGCGGCGGAAUGGAUUGGGCCGAGGAUAAGGGAAUAUGCUAUAAAUGAGGCCAGUGAUGAGUAUACGGCGGAGGAGAGAGAGACUGGAGUUGAGAGUGUUAACACAGGGCUUAAGGAGGAGGAGGAGGAGGAGGAGAGUGAUGAGGAGGAAGAGGAAGAGGAGGAUGACGAUGAGAUUAUGGACGGAAUGGCCCAAAGUUCUGAGAAGAAAAAGACGUCGGAAAAAGCCAUGACGAGGAAAGAUGGGAGGGUAAGGAGCAAAGAAGAGAUCUUGAGAUUUGCUACCAGUGGGGUUAUCUGA